Messenger RNA from Homarus americanus (American lobster), 6322 nucleotides. RefSeq lists its product as uncharacterized. Gene Ontology annotation, molecular function: GTP binding; ATP hydrolysis activity. Lineage: Eukaryota; Metazoa; Arthropoda; Malacostraca; Decapoda; Nephropidae. The record is from RefSeq and is a predicted model, not a curated record. Bases 319 to 3390 code for a protein of 1023 amino acids. The transcript is spliced from 3 exons.
CCGCUGGUCUGGGAACGCUCGGCGCUCACCGUAGUUAUUGGUCCUCCUGCCGCUCCCGCGUCAAGACGUGUAGCUGCUGCUCAAGGGACAAACAUUGUAGUGUCGACCUGCAUCCAACCACUACUAACUUUCAUCUUGAUCGCGAGUUGACUUAACCAGCAACAUAGAGAAAGAAGAAAUGGCUAACACUGCUGCAAAGUAUUAACACCCAAGUAAACUACAGUACUGUACCUGCUAGUUGCAAGAAAACUGUAGUAAUCCCUCGGUUAUUGCUGGAACAUCAGUGUUUGCAUCUACUGAUCAUCCCUAUGCUCAACCAUGGCAUCGAAUCAAGAACUUGAAGAAGUUGCUGUCCAGAAGGAGGAGGUGUACCCUGGGUGGACGUUCAAUAUCUCAUCCAGGGAGUAUUACCCCAGUGAUAGUGGAUCGAAGGUUGAGAAUGAAACUAGUCUCAAGUUCUUUGUAAACAUUGAGAGUGGAAGAUACUUGAAGGGAUUACAACAAAAGGUUAAACCUUCAAAUCUACCCUGGUUGGAUGAUCUGGGCAAACAGAAUGGCAAAAAUGCUUGUUUGAUUAAGGGAACCAGAAGGUUGGAAAUUAGAGGCUCUAACACUUCACCACAUAAGACUAGGCAUACUGUUAUUUCAGUAAAUUUUUUUAUUCAAGCUCAUAUGUUAUUGAUUUUUUCACAGGAAUUAAAUGUACAAGACAAAAAAAGUAUAGAGAGCUCUUUGAUGGAUGCACUAUAUAACAGUUCUGAACUUGACAUUCCACAAAGUUUAUCAAGAAAUUUUGUUUCUGCAUUUGUGUAUAAUGACAAAUUUAAAGGUGUGCAGAUGAGUACUUUAAAAAUUUCCAUGAACAGAUUUGUUAACUUUGUGAAAAAGUCUAAGUUUUCUGAUACCCCUCAGACUGCUUGUGUGAUGAAACCAAAUCCAAUAGUUUUGCACAAGACGUUAGCAGGUAAUGGAUGCAUAACAGAUAAUUGUAUUUGUCCACAUGAAAAUAAUGUCAAGGAGGAACUUCAGCUCCGAAAUGUGAGAGAUGAGGCUGAAAAAAUCAAUUGUCAACAAAGAUCAUUAAAUGAAAUGAAUGUUAACGUGCAGGACUGUACAAGGUCUCCUGAACAGCAGCCCCAAAUGCAGGCUCAUUUAGAUCCACAACAGCCACCCAGUAACACACUUCAAGUAAGCAGUCAUCUCGCAGAUAAUGUGCAGGAGCUGAAGUCUCAUUCUACUGCUGAAAGUUAUUCUCAUUCAGGUCAUUCAUCACAUAUAGGUAUAAGUGGAAAGUCCUUCAAUGCACAUAAGCCAUCUGAAUCUGAGAUUAAUUCUUCACUCACUGAGGAUUGUGAAUUGGGUAUGAAAGGAGUCCUACAGUCAGAUACACAGAAUAUUACUGAAAGGUUACUUGAAAAGUGUGGAAGAGCUUUGGAUAAUAAACUUGUGGAAUAUUCUUUGCAACCAGAACAUCCAUUACCUGCCAAGUCAGAGAAACAUUGCAAUAAAGACCAUUUGUUUGGCAAAGAAACUACUACUUCAAAAACUAAUCCCUGUACACAAGUCACCAAUGUGAAUAAAUCUUCCAAGGUCAGCAGAGAAGAAACUCGAGAAAGACAAUACUGUAAUACAAAGUCUGUCACCUCGGAGACAAGUAACGGUCAGAAAGUACAUCAGGAAAUCAAGGACCGUCAUCAGGAAACAAGAGAAACUCACAAAAAUAAAGAAAACGAAAACUCUGGAUUUUUGUCAAAGAAACAAAAAGUGGAUAGUUCUCAACUAACACAGGGAAGAGAAAUUAACAUUACAUCAGCAAAGCAUGGGAAUGAACAUAAAAUUCCGAAGCAUAACACUAGAAAACAUGAUGAAAAGGUCAUGACGUUUCAUACCGUGCAACCAUCCAAUCUAUCCUCGGGUCCAUUUGGCAUGAAACGGAUAUAUUUUGGGGCUGACAGCAACAAUGCAAAAGAGAAAGUUAUAAUUCUCAUUGGAACUUCAGGGAGUGGGAAAACUACUUUGAUAAACUUCAUUGGCAAUUGCAUCAAAGGUGUCAAAACUGCAGAUGAGGAGUUGAUUUUUGUAAAAGUAAAUUCAAAUUGUGCUCCCGACCAUACAACAUCUACAAAUGUGUAUACUUUUUACUUCAUGGAAGAUGAUAUUCCAAUCACAAUUAUUGACACUCCAGGGUUAUGUGGCUCUUCUGAUGCAGAUGUGAGUAAUAAUAUUCAGGCUCUUAAAACCUUCAUAACGAAUGUUGCUUCAAAGGGUCUUGAUAUUCAUGCCAUUGGUUUUGUUGCACAAGCGUAUCAGGCAUGUCUGACUCCAACAGAACGUCUCAUCAUAGACUAUGUGUUUACACUGUUUGGGCAGGGUGUCGCUGACCACUUAAUACCAUUUAUAACAUUUGCAGACAACCAGGUGGUUCCUCCAGUUAUUGAGUCCAUGAAGAAUUAUGGAAUAAGAUCCAAGGCCGCCUUAAAUUUCAAUAACCCUGUGAUUGGCAGAAAUCCAAGUAGAGAAAUUAAUGAGAUGGAAAAUGCAUACUGGAGGAUUGGGAGCAAAAGCUGGAAAAAGUGUAUAAAAAUUAUGCUAGAGCUGCCACCACUCUCUAUUAAUACAUUUAAAACUGUACAGAGUGAAGUAUAUGCCACAACAGUAAUGGACUCUGCUGUCAGAGAUUUAAAAGCUGAACUGAAGAUCUUCAUCGAUUCAUGCAAAGAUUCUAAACAUAUGACUAAAGAGGCAUUUAAGAGUUGUGAGCAAGUGUGGGACUUAGCAGCAGUUGUUCACCAUCUAAAACGUUCUCAGGAGUCCAAUGUGUUAGAUGUGGAGAGAACUGUGAAAAUUUAUGCAGAGGAGGUAUGCAGGGAAAAUACCUUUCCAGUGAAUGACUGUGUCGAGCUGCUUUCUCUUGCACCUUCAAAGGGUCUUCUUGGUGCAGGGAUGGGGAUAAUCUGUACCAUUGGACCUCUUUACGAGCAAGCUAAGAAGUUUCCAAAAUUAAAGGAGACUGCCACAAAGAAAACUCCAGGAUUUCUAUACUGUAAGUGCUGUAAAGCAGUUCAUGAAAUAGAAAGGAAAAUUUUUGAGGGAAUAAUGAGCAUAAUACCUGGUUUAGGAAUGAGUAAAGACAUCAUAACUUACAAAUGCAAACACUGUAAAUGUGAUAGUAGUCGGCAUGUUACAGCAUUUGAAAAGAAUACACAAACAUCAGUUGACCUUCCCUUCAAAUAUAUGCUUACUAACACUGAGAAGGCUAUUAAUGAUAUUCUAAAAGAACAUGGUCGUUCAGGACAACAGAUAAGUAAAAAUCAGUAUUUGCAUCAUGUGAAUGUUGCAUUAAAUUGCAAUUAUCAGGUCUUGAUCGAUGAUCUCGUGAAUAAUAAAUAGAACUAGAUAUUGUACAAUACCUGUCCUUGGUAUUGAUAUAUCAAACUAAAUUAAAUCAUUUUCUAUAAAACUUGCACAUUAAAGUUAAUUUGAUAAAAGUAAUGGAUAGUUAAAUGGAUUUAGUCAUUUCCUUUAUGUUUUGGUUUAAAAUUUUAGGGAAAUUAUACAAUUGCGGUGCUGGAUUUCUUUAUAAUUCUCCCCAGUUGCAGAAAAAACAAGUACUGUAAACAGAUGAGUAAUGCAUUGCAAAGUGAUGCUAUAAUGAUAAAUUUCAAGAUAUCAUCUGUCAGUAUUGCUUAUCUUCUUCAUGACAUACAAACUUCUAAAGCUUCUAAACCUACGGCAGAGUAAUGUAUCAACAUUUGGUUUCUCAACAUGACAAAAGUGUUUCAGAAAUUUGAUAAUGAAAAUCCAAGUUAAUUUAUUUAUUCUUAAACAGCACCAUAUUUAAAUCAAGUACCGUGCACAAUUGUGUUUAAAGAUUGUUUGGUUCUCACUAUAUGUAACUCCUGAAACUGUACUGUAAUCAACAUCGAGUAAUGUACAGUAUUAAUAACUGAUAGGUUGUACAUUUCUUAUAAGUUAGAGAAAAAUAGCAGCCAAAUAUCCUUUGAUAGUACUGUACUUACUGUUGUAUCCUGGUUUUAAGAAUAUCAAAUUAAAGCAUUCAAUACAGUAUCAAAGUACAAUAGUAUUCCUUAAAGUCCCUCUCAAGAGAUCCCUAACUCAUUAAGGUAUUUUGUAUUUUCUAAUCUGUAAUGUUUACUUAAAGGCUUUUAUUGUUGAAGUGUAGUACUGUACCUGUAAUGCAACAUGACACCAGUAAUGGUUUACGAUUUAUGUAUUGUAUUGAUCUUUCCAAACUACAUAGACACAGUGAACAAGUUGUGUCCAAAGUUUUGUUCCCAUCAAUAGAGACAUACUGUAUAAUAAUUUUGAGGUGCCUCUAAUAUGCCUUUCUACUGUGUUGCUACUGGUGUUGUUACAUUGAUGUGAUUAUAGUGUACAGUAGUGCUGUACUAUAUAUUAAUGGUUAAUUUGUAUUAUCUUUACUCUUUGCCAUUUACCAGUUACUACCAAUUUCUUGCCCUUUCACAUACAUUUACCCCAUAUCUUUUUAUUCAUGUUACAGAAUACGAUUUCGCAUUGCUGCUAUAUUUUUGUUUUGUUCAGUUUUCUCCUGAAAAUAUGCCCUUGAAGACCUUGGUGGAUAAAACACUCAUACAUUAUUACAUCAGUUAUAAUGUUUAUGUUCUCUUUCUCCUUCUAGUGCUCUGUCAUAUUUUUUCUUGUGGUAAUAGGACAAUGGUCUAGAGUAUAUGGUCAGAACAGGCAUUGAUCUUCUAUUGUUGUACUUGAAGUUGAUUUUUCCUAAAUAUUUUAUGUAAGUGAAAUUUUAUGCAGUUCAAUUACAAAAGAUUGUAUGUAGUGUUUAUUAUUAUUAUAAUAAUAAUACAUGUAGUAUCCAGACACGUCCUGGUUAAUUAUCUCAUUUGAAAUUUACCUGUCCUGUGCCACCCAUCCUAUGUAUACUUAUAAGGAGACUAUUAAUAAUAUGAAUACAGUUCCCGGCAUGUGGCUUUCUGGUUCUUCAAAGUGAAUUUUGCUCAGUAAAGGUAUUGCUUCAACUUUUGUUUUGUUAGUACUGUACGUUCUCUACAAAUAAACAAUAUCUAUAAAUAAUACUGCAUCUAUAAACUGUUUAAGGAGUACCUGUACAGUCUCACCCAAAAGUUGGUUAACUCUCCCAGCCAGCUAUUGCUGCACUGCCUGCUUCAUAUGUAUCAACUUAAGUCUGUUACUUUGAACCUUUAGAUUCAUUAGUAUCGGUUUUAUGUUCUAGUUGGUACUGAGACAGUUUCAAACAUCUGAAGCAGGCAGUGCAGCAAUAGCUGACUGGGAGAGUUAACCAACUUUUGGGUGAGACUGUACCAACUAAAAAUGAAUCUUUGUACAUAAUUGUAUGGUUUAUUAAUUGCGCUUCAAACUGUAUUUACAAUUCCUUCAAGAUAAAUGGGAUACUUCUUACUAGACCUUCCAAACACUGAACUAUGGCGACUGUUGAAGGGAAGAGAUAACUCGCAAAAUAAAAAUUUGUGCUCGAGAAAACUUCCUCUUUCUCUGGGUUGAACCAGGAACUUUAUCCUCUAGUGAUUCUGGGUUAUCGCUGCACCUUCCCCUAUCUAGUUAACAGCAACUGAUACAGGACCACACACUCAGUGCAGGCUAAGAGGGUUUUCACGGUCAGGAACAACCAUAUUCCCUAAAGUAAAAAAAAAAAGGAAGAUUUCUAUUUGACAUGCAUAGUAAGAACCUUGGAUAUAAUAAAACAUUAUUUAAACUAGAGUACCGAGUGUUGAGAUAUGAAUUGUGGGGGGAAAAAAAGAGCUUUAACGUAACCCCCAACCCCCUUCUAUAUCAUAGUUCUCCAAGUCACCCAAUAGCUGAACAUGAUUUGUUCACUCGACUACUGUGAGGGAUUGAUGGUUAUAUUACUACUUCCAAACCAUGAAUUUUGUUUUCACAACUAUCAGUACUUCCUUCGUUAAUGUGAAGUAGAAAACAUCAUGAAGAGACUGACAACUGUAGACCAAGAGGAGGCAAUGUUUCCAGGUCUAAAGAAAGUUGUAUCUAAAUUGAGCACCUACUGUACAGUAUAAUGAGAUUUCAAAGAUAAAGCUGCCUUGAAAGAGAAUACCAAAAUAUUAAGGCCAUAUUGUUUGUUGGAUUAAAAUUGAAAUGUAUAAACAUCUCAAGAGGGCACUACUCGGUCGAAUGUACAGUCAACCAAAGAUGCACUGAUUUCAUCCUGGGUCUUGUACUCACGCAAUAUUACCUGGCAAUACUUGGUAAAGUAAGACUAAUGGUGAAUGUGAUUGCUGGAUCUAUUUUCGGCUGUAUCUUUCUCAGAAUAAAUUCUAAACAAACUAAA